Molecule: messenger RNA, 1074 nt
Organism: Danaus chrysippus (African queen)
Lineage: Eukaryota; Metazoa; Arthropoda; Insecta; Lepidoptera; Nymphalidae
Source: the annotation of a GenBank genome assembly
AUGGAAACUGAAUAUAAACUAUCGCAUAAAACAAAAAAGCGAAUUAAAGAAGUUAAAAGAAAGGCCAGACCCGAACUAGCUGAUAAACACCAAUGGACAGCCUUAAAGUAUGCCAAUAACUUUGAGGAAUUUUUAAAAUGUAAAGAUAACGUGGAUAGAAUUAACGCGAACGAAUUCAGUGAAAAAGAUUUUAUAGACAAGUAUGAAAAAAUUUACAAGCCCGUUGUUAUCACGCACACACAAACAAAUUGGAAAGCCAAUCACAAAUGGACUCAGGACAGACUUGCCAAAAAGUAUCGGAACCAAAAGUUCAAAUGUGGAGAGGACAAUGAAGGCUAUAGUGUUAAAAUGAAAAUGAAGUAUUACAUAGAGUAUAUGAGGACGACCACUGACGAUAAUGAUUUGUUUAAAUAUUGCGGUGAAGAGAGGAGACCGCCAUAUAGAUGGUUUGUUAUGGGUCCCCAAAGAUCGGGGACCGGCAUUCAUAUUGACCCACUCGGAACUAGUGCGUGGAAUGCUCUCGUCUUUGGACAUAAGAGAUGGUGCCUGUUCCCAACUCACACUCCAAGAGAAAUGAUCAAAGUAACUGGUGCUAUGGGAGGAAAACAGAGAGACGAAGCUAUUACUUGGUUUAAGCUUAUAUACCCUAAAACACAACUAGACACAUGGCCCAAGGAGUAUCAACCAGUUGAGAUACUUCAGAAGCCAGGUGAGACAGUAUUUGUUCCCGGAGGUUGGUGGCAUGUGGUUCUCAACUUGGAUGACACGGUGGCCGUCACUCAGAACUUCUGUAGCCGCACUAACUUCCCCGUUGUGUGGCACAAGACUGUUAGAGGACGUCCUAAGUUAUCAAAGAAAUGGAUCAAAGUGCUCGAGGCCAAAGAACCGGAGCUGUAUAAGGUUGCGAGCGGAAUGGAUCUUAGUCAGAGUACUGGUGUGGCCUCUGAUAGUUCAUCCAAUAGCAGUUCUUCAAGUAGCGACAGUGACAGUAGCUCGUCCGAUAGUUCGAGUGAAGAAGACAGCGGCCAGGAAAGCAUCACUGCCCAUAAGAAGAAGAGAAAAAGGAAACUUUAA